CCAAGGGGCCACCCAGAAGGCGUGGCCCCGGCAAGGAGGGGGGCUCAGGGCGUAGCCAGAGCCUGGAGACGUGGCGAGCCGAGGCCAGCAGACGAGGUUCGGAAAGCGGCAGGCCUAGAAGGCAAGACACGGACGUACGGUGUGGUGUGCAACAUGGCUUUCCGGCUUGACUUUCAUCAACUGCGGUCUGCACCACUCGGGUCUCGGAAACAGUUACUCCGGUCAGAGGGGAAAGGCAGGCCCAGGGUCCGAGACUGAGCUUUGAAUAAAAGCAGAGAGCCCGAAAGCCACGGGACCUGCAUGACUCCAGUUCCGCCCCUCCGCAGCCGGGAUUCUUCGGUAGGUUCAUUUGGCUUGGGGAUGGCAGAGCACCCCGCCUCUGAGGAUCCUCUGGGCCUCCUCCAAAACGAAGGGAUCUCCAACAUCGCUUUCAACGUCGGCUGUAAAUCCACUAGGAUCGUCAUUUAAUCUCAGCCUUUUUACCCAGCCUCGGCUCACCAAAACUGCGCCACCGAAACGCCAGGAACCUGGAAGCAACUGAGGGCGGGUGUUUCCGUUAUAGCACUUCCGCUUCCUGUUGCUUGCCUUAAAUCGGGUCAGAGCUCGGCGUUCGAGGUAGGAGUUGUGUCGUCGAUAAGUUCGAGGGGUUUAGAGGUGAGCGAGGUCCAGCCACAAUGAUUGAGGUGGUUUGUAACGACCGUCUAGGAAAGAAAGUCCGCGUCAAGUGCAACACCGAUGACACCAUCGGGGACUUGAAGAAACUGAUAGCGGCUCAAACUGGCACCCGGUGGAAUAAGAUCGUUCUUAAAAAGUGGUACACGAUUUUUAAGGACCACGUGUCUCUGGGAGAUUAUGAAAUCCAUGAUGGGAUGAACCUGGAGCUGUAUUACCAAUAGACGGGAAUUCCUUCUCCUUGCCUCCCCUGCCUUCCUCUCCCACCCUCAUUUGACAUGGUAUAGAUGCCCAUUUUUAAUAAUUCACAUGAAUAAAAACUUCAGUGCUGCUUUGUUGCUGUCA
This is a messenger RNA of Alexandromys fortis (reed vole), 1017 nucleotides long. It is a transcript of the gene Ubl5, whose product is annotated as ubiquitin like 5. NCBI's taxonomy places the organism in Eukaryota, Metazoa, Chordata, Mammalia, Rodentia, Cricetidae. The record is from RefSeq and is a predicted model, not a curated record. Bases 675 to 896 code for a protein of 73 amino acids. Gene Ontology annotation, molecular function: protein binding; protein tag activity. The transcript is spliced from 6 exons. Gene Ontology annotation, biological process: mRNA splicing, via spliceosome; protein modification process. Gene Ontology annotation, cellular component: cytoplasm; nucleus.